Molecule: messenger RNA, 3592 nt
Organism: Peromyscus leucopus (white-footed mouse)
Lineage: Eukaryota; Metazoa; Chordata; Mammalia; Rodentia; Cricetidae
Gene: Slx4ip
Product: SLX4 interacting protein
Exons: 9
Coding region: 342-1568 (408 amino acids)
Source: RefSeq, a predicted model, not a curated record
AAUCUCACACGCGCGAGACGACCCUGGGAAAGGGGAAGUGAGCCAAAGCCUCUCUGAGGUUUUGCCUGCCGCCUUUUUGGUCUGAGUUUCCACAUUCAGGUACUGGUCCGCCAGUGACCCUGGACAGUAACAAAACAUAAAAAGCCCGAGCCCACCUCCCGCCACCAGCAUAGGUUCAGUAGCUCGUUUGGAAAUCAGUAAACCAUGGCAUCUAAGAAAUUUGCCAUUAAAAGUACUAUGAAGGUCCUUCAAAUUGAAAGCCAUUAAAAAAAACAAAAAACAAAAAACGUGAGAACCAGCAGUGCUCACUAACCUGAAGGAAGCAUUUGGGACUUUGAGGAAUGUGUGGAAAUUUUGCUGUCCUUGUGGAUCUUCAUAUAGUGCCACAACAUUCAAACAAAGAUUCCAGUUGGUUUUCUGAACAGAAGAAAGAGGAAGUUUGCUUGCUGUUAAAAGAAACCAUUGAUUCCAGAGUUAAGGAGUACGUGGGCAUGUAUAAACAGCACAGGCCAUCAAAUGCAGAAUUCACCAGAUCCAGUCCCUUGUCCUUAAAAGGUUUUGGCCUUCAGAUCACAGCCUAUUUCCUCAAGAGAGGGAUACACCUUCGCUGUAUUCAGAGCUCACAGAAUACUGAACUUCGUAUAUUUCCUGACAGAUUUGUGGUCUGUGUUAGUCAGCUUGCUUUCGGUCCUGAUACUUGGACAAGCCAGAAUCAAAAGUCGACAAAAAGAACCCUCCACGGAGUAUCUGACUAUUUUACUGAGUGUGCAGAGAGUUCGCCUUCACCUGGUACAAAGCUCAAGAGAAACGCUCUACAAGAACUUGUGAGAAGAACUGAAGCAAAAAGCAGUGCUGGGAGCAAAUCACAGAGCAGCAAGGACCCUGUUGGAACAUCUAGUGACUCAGUCAUUACCGUGGUACCAAGGAGGAGGGAUACCUCAGCCGUUCUCCCGUCAGAAUCCACGGGUCAAGCACAGGAUGACAUAAAAGCAGCCAAGUGCCACCAGGGGCUUCCUGUUCAAGAGCUGGAAAAUGUUUCUCAGAUUCAGCCAGAAGACACUAGCAGCCGGCAACAACCUCAUCCCGGGGAGUGGUUAAAGUCGGGGCUUCUAAGCAGGAGCCCUCUGUGUAGCUAUGAGUCAGCACCACCAGGUCCAAAGCAAAGUCCACGAGCAGCCAAGACACAACAGAAAGGCAGGAACUGUGGCUCUGCCGAAGACUCUGACCACCGCAGGAGAGUUUCUCUUGGAAGUGAUGGGUUCGUCCCAGGAGACGUGCUGGUGGAAAAGAGCACAGCUGUCGGUGUUUUGCCAGCGUUAGAGCUGUCAGAUCCAGGGCUGCUUUUGAAUCAGGAUCUGGCAGAAGCCACAGCUAAAGACAAGCUGCAUGCUUUGGAAAAUCUCUCCUCCAGACACCUCAUGACAAACAGCCCAGGGCAGGCGCAGCAAACGGUCUCAGCUGCAACUGAUGAAAGAUUAGCUACAGUUCAAGGAGGCCCGAGCAAAAAGAGAAAGAAAUUGCAAAGUUCUAGCAGAGGAUGUAGUGGCAAGAAAAGCUUGAGUGUCUAGUUCCUGGGAUUUGAAAAGAAUUGGGGUAAUUACUCUAAAUAAACACAUAUUUAGAGGCUAGAGGGAUGUCUCAUCUUUUAAGAGCAUUUGUGGCUCCUGCAGAGGACCCAGGUUGGGUUUCAAGGAUCCACAAGGUGACUCACAACCAUCAGGAACCCCAGAUCCUGGAGACACAACACCCACUUUUGGCCCCCAUGUACAUCAGGCAUACACAUGGUAUGUAUACAUACAAGCAGGCAAAACACACAUACACAUGAAAUAAGUCUUUUUAAAAAACUGUUUGUGUUGGGAUUAGACUUCACAGUCACCUCCUAGAGGCUGUUUUUCUAGUAGGCUUGUUACUUUCUCAUCAUGUUUAUAACUGUCUCCAGAAAAUAUUGUAUUGACAGAUAGUCACCUGUCAAGGAGAAAACCAUGUAUAUAGGACCCCAUGGAGCAGUAUUCUCACCCCAUCACUGUGAAGAACUCCUGAUAGAAUACAGAGGGACAGUGCCGUGUGCUGCAGGCCACCUGCUCCUCAAACUGCGUACCUGACAAUGAGAAUACAUUUGUGUUUCUCAGUAUGUGGUUCUGUGCAAAAUGCAAGUAUUGGAGUUUGAGAGGAGCUGUGAUUCUGAAAUAACACUAACGUUGAAGAUGAUUCCCUCGGAAUUAUUUCCUCCAGACUGGCUACCAUGGCUUCCAUCAACCGGGGCCACACGUGGACAUGUACACCCCUGUGCUCCCUUGGGCUUGUGAACCAUUUAGAUUGGGUUUGGUGUGUGAGUCACUUAGUUCCCAGGUUCUCCUAUAGGAUGGACACAGCACCUAGGGAGCUGUGAGAGCUGUCAUUGCCAGAAAUGUACAUCUCAGCCUUAGGCGAAGACAUGGAAGAGGUGUGUUCUGUGUGGUCCAGGCCUGCCCUUGUCCGUGUUCAUGCCUCCAGUAUUGCAGUUACAGUUAGGACAGACCAGAACCCCAUGGGAGCUCAGUGCCCAUUCCAGUUCCCAAUUUGGAAAAAUUCAGAGGGCAUUAAAAUAUUCUCUUUGGUUGUAUAGCCUGCUCUCAAGAAAGACAAGAAGCCCUAAGUUGUCAACCUGGAAGCUUCAUCUGACCAUGCCAGCCUCAAAGGACCAGAAACUGCUUGCUGGUGUUCCUUUCCUUUCCCCCAGCUUUUUUCUUGAGAGCCGAUUUCCAGCAGUUUGAAUCCUCAGUGGAAGCAUGAGCAGCCCCCAUUAUGUACCAAGAAGCAGAUCACUCAGAAAGAUCCUAAAGUCAAAGCCAGUCUUAUGAAAUAAUGGGUGCUUCUCACUCCAGAAUCAAGAUAUUCUGACCUGGAAUAAACAGGGUUUUAAUUGUUUAAUGAUUAAGGUCAUACUCAGUACUUAUUUGUACUUAAAUGAAAGAUUUGCUUUCAAGAAAUGUUUUGUUUUUCAAAUCUGUUCUGUUGUAGGAAAUAAUGAUUAUUGUGACUGGGGAGAAAAAAAUAGUGUAUUUGGGUUGUACAUAGAUGUGGUCUUUUUCACAGCCUUCAUGCACAAUGGAUUUUAAAAGGAUUAGUAGGGAAUGACUCUGGGCUCCCACACUGUGGCAUAUGUUUAAGGAAUUUUGCCUUUAAGCAUUUUUCUUCAGUGUAUAUGAAACACAUAUGCAUCUCUUGUUUCUUGAGUGGUUUUACAAUUCUUUAUGCGUAUAUGUACAAAGGGAAAAGUAAUCCCAAGUGUUUUGUUACUUAUCAGGUGGGUUAUUAAAUAUUUUCUACUGUUGGGAAUGAUAUGAGUUUUUAUAUUCUUAACAAUCGUAAUAACUUGGCAUUUGAAAGUCUGAGACCCUGUCAGUGUUGAUAGUCAAAAACAAGUUCUUCAAUCCCUUGAUACUUCAAAAUAAAUUUAUAUUCAGGUCCCUGUGAGUCUGACACUUACAGGAGAUGUCCAUCCAAUUCUAUUGAUGUUAUUAUAACUAAAGAACUUUCUCAGUAUCUGGGAUUCUAAGCCACCUCUAUGUACUUUCAAAUGACAUUCUAAUAAAUGACAGUUGGUUAGGUC